UUAACUUGCGGCUUCUUUUAUCAGCUUCUCUCUGUAUAUAACAAGACCCAUCAAAUCUCAUCUUCUUCAUUAUCUAACUUCACAACACACAACACAACUCUCCAUUUUUACAAAACUUAAUAAACUAAAGAGUUUUCUCCAUUCCAAAAAAAAAAAAAGAUGAGUUCAACUAGCAAAGCAUGGUUGGUGGCAGCAAGCAUCGGAGCCUUGGAAGCGUCCAAGGAUCAAUUCGGCAUAUGCCGGUGGAACUACUUGAUCCGAUCUGUGAAUAAACGUAUCAAGAACAACGUGAGAUCGGCUUAUCAGGCGAACAGGUUCUCUUCUUCGUCCGCCACCGCUGCUGCCUCCGUUAAGGAUGACAACAAGGCCAAGCAAGCUGAAGACUCUCUUAGAACGGUUAUGUACUUGAGCUGUUGGGGUCCUAACUAAUGUACCCAUCCAUGUAACAAUGAUUCUACUUUUUUUUUUUUUUCCAAACAAUGAUUCUACUUGUACAUAAUAACGUUGAUGAAUUCAAAUAGAUAUAUGAAAUUUUUUGAUACAA
This is a messenger RNA of Camelina sativa (false flax), 544 nucleotides long. RefSeq lists its product as uncharacterized. The record is from RefSeq and is a predicted model, not a curated record. NCBI's taxonomy places the organism in Eukaryota, Viridiplantae, Streptophyta, Magnoliopsida, Brassicales, Brassicaceae.